CUGUUGUUAGCCGGAGGGUAGCGGUUUUAGCUGUGAAUUGAUUUUUGGUAAUUCGGGUAUUUCAUUUAUGAGCAGAUAAAGCAGUUUUUAUCUUUCCAACUUAAAUAAUGAACAUCUCAAGGGAACGUCCUGCCUUCCGAUGUUUGCCCGGUACCUGAACAACGUGAGCUUCAACGGGUUCACCCGCACUCGGGAUGUUGUAGGCAGGUGGAGGACACUUUGGCCCCUUGGUGCCCUGGGGCAGGUGGGUCGAGCCCCCUGGGCUCAGCUUCCUCUACCCUGCGGGUACCUGACCGUCACCAGUGGGAUCCCCGACGGUUGGCGCUGCGGUGGCUGGAGACGGCGGACCCUGAUCGCAGCUUCCGGCGUUGCUUUCCGUCGUGCGGUUCACCUCUCUUGCGCGCUCAUGGAAGGCCGUCGCAACGGGCCUCCACACAAACGCAAGAGGAGCUCAGAGGAGAGGAGUGUGGAUUCGACACCUAAAAAUGCAUCCCGCAGCUCAUCCCCUUCACACGCAGGUGGCUGUGACCCCGGGGGCCGGAACUGUGACUUUUGUCAUAAUUUGGGGAUUUCGGAGUCUCCCAGGCAAGAAGUCCCAAAACCCAAGAAGACAGCCAGAUCCGCAGAAAUAAAGAGACACUGGGAGGAUUUUUCCCACCUCUACGCCCAUCCAUCGCAAUCUACCAAGAGGCAGCGAGAUCCGCCCUUCGACUUCUCCGUCAUGUCCUACAAUAUCCUUUCCCAGGAGCUCUUGCAGGGGAAUUCCUGGCUGUACAAGCACUGCCAGCGGUCCGUUCUCAACUGGGAUCACCGUCUGCCCAAUCUGCUCAGGGAACUGGAGCAGCACAAUGCAGACAUACUGUGUCUUCAAGAGGUGCAAGAGGACCAUUAUGACAACCAAAUCAAACCCAAGCUGGACUCUUUAGGCUACCACUCGGAGUAUAAGAGGCGCACAGGCCAGAAGCCAGAUGGGUGUGUAGUGAGCUUCAAGCGGGACCACUUCUCGCUGGUGACCUGUCGCCCGGUCGAGUACUUCCGGCACGGCGUCCCGCUGCUGGACCGCGACAAUGUUGGUCUGGUGCUGGUGCUGCACCCAUUCGGUACCCCAGGUAGCAUCUGUGUGGCCAACACCCACCUGCUGUACAACCCCCGGCGGGGGGACAUCAAACUGGCCCAGCUGGCCUUGUUGCUGGCUGAGAUCAGCCGUGCGUCCCGGGCACCAGGGGGCUCCCCUGACAUCCGCUGUCCCGUCAUCCUCUGCGGGGACUUCAACUCAGUGCCUGGGUCACCGCUGUACAACUUUAUCCGGGAGAGCAGACUGGACUAUGAGGGAAUCCCCAUCAGCAAGGUGUCCGGCCAGGAGCAGAGUCCUAGGGGCCAGCGUGUCCUUACUGUGCCCAUUUGGCCCCGCAGUUUGGGCGUCAGUCACCGCUGCCAGUACGAGACGACGCCUGCCGGGACCACAGCUGUCAAGGGCUGUCUUACUGUUCCAGACCAGGAGGAAGGCAUCCUGGCUCUAGACAGGCCCAGCAUCGAGCACAGCCUGAGGUUCACCUCAGCCUACUCCCACUACCUGAAGGAGAACGGCCAGCCGGAGGUCACUACCUGCCACUCCAAGACGGCUGUCACCGUGGACUACAUCUUCUACUCAGCGGCCCAGGAAGAUGUGUCCAUGCAGUCAGAAUGCACCACGGCUCCAGAAUACGGGCUGCAGUUAUUGGCGCGACUGGCGCUUGUGGACGAAAAGGCUCUGUGGCGCGCCAACGGACUCCCCAAUGAGCACAACUCCUCAGACCACCUGCCGCUGCUGGUCCGCUUCCGCCUGCGCUGCUCGCACGUGGACAGCGGGACUGCUGGCGCCCAGAGGGGGGGAUCUCGUAAUCUCGCACCACUUUGUGGGACAGACCUCUGUUACACCAGCUGAGGCUAAAAGCCAGGACUCGGAGCUGCGCGUCAGGGAUUUUAAAGUUCGGAUUCAGCUCCUCACUUCUCGCAUAUCGAGAUUUUCCAUAUGCAGCUGCUUUGUGCUGAAGAUUGGUUUUAAAAUCCACAUUAACCGUUGUCAUUUUGAUCAGAUUUUUUUUUUUUUUUUUUUAACUUUGAAUUUGAACUAAAUUUACAAUGGUUUACAGAAAUAUUUAUAUCAUGUUCCUGGAAAUAAGGGGCAUUAUUUUCUAGGUUUUUCAUUCUGUAGUGUGUCCAGUAUUAAAUUACUGAUGUGUGUCUUGAAGGAGUAACUGGACCUUGUUUUUAGUGUUUUUACUACAGUAAACACGUAAAAGUUAAGCUUUUAUAGCUUCUCAGGGGUCAAUAACCAUGUUUUAAUGCAGAGAAGUUAGUGGCAAGGCAACAAAAAUCUCAAUUUUUCUGGGCUGCGUGUCAAAUUACACACUUGCUAUCAAAAGAGGUGCUUUUUACCACCCUGUGACAGUUGUCCGGUACCACACUAUUCCCAAACGUGCUCUGAGCAUUGCAGCAUUUUCCUGUAUCGCUAUCAUUUCUACGCCCGUGAAAGAGAAUUUAUUCUGUUCACGUUGCCUGGCAAACAAAUGCAACACAAAUACAAAACCGUGAACUGUGCGAGCAUGAAGAAAAGUACAAGGCGAAGCAGAGAAAUCUCAUUAAAAUAAGUAUACCUCCAUACCCAGGUGAAAAAUGGUCUCGAUUGAGUUCAUGA
Messenger RNA from Scleropages formosus (Asian bonytongue), 2677 nucleotides. RefSeq names its product angel homolog 2 (Drosophila) (gene angel2). The coding region runs from base 140 to 1924 and encodes 594 amino acids. Gene Ontology annotation, biological process: 3'-UTR-mediated mRNA stabilization. The record is from RefSeq and is a predicted model, not a curated record. The transcript is spliced from 9 exons. Gene Ontology annotation, molecular function: 3'-5'-RNA exonuclease activity; mRNA 3'-UTR binding. Lineage: Eukaryota; Metazoa; Chordata; Actinopteri; Osteoglossiformes; Osteoglossidae.